Molecule: messenger RNA, 456 nt
Organism: Elaeis guineensis (African oil palm)
Lineage: Eukaryota; Viridiplantae; Streptophyta; Magnoliopsida; Arecales; Arecaceae
Source: RefSeq, a predicted model, not a curated record
AUGACCAUCGGAAGACAGGCCGAAAGUGGAAGGACGGCCACCCCCAUGAUGUUGUUGGUUCAUCGAUGGACCAACAAUCGAAUGCCAGAGACUUGUAACCCUAGGUUCUCUGCUGCAACCACCAAUGACAAGAACGCUACCAUCCGCGACCUCAUUGUCAGCCCCGACCCUACCUCGGCCCUCCUCCUCUUCACUUGUGAGAUGCUACCCCUCUCCCCUCCUCGCCCCGAUGCCCUCACCUCUCCUUCGCCAUCCGCAUCACUGCCCGCCUUUCCUCCCUCCACCCCACCUGCCAACUCCACUCCCUCUUCUUCCGCUUCAGCCUCACUGUUGAUGUCUGCCUUGUCACCACCCUCCUCGAUGCCUAUGUCAAGGCCCCCGACCUACUCUCCACCCAUCAGAUCUUCUCUGAAAUGUCCCUCCAUGACAUCACCACCUGGAAUGCCCUCAUCUUAG